This is a messenger RNA of Ectocarpus sp. CCAP 1310/34, 417 nucleotides long. Lineage: Eukaryota; Phaeophyceae; Ectocarpales; Ectocarpaceae. The record is from the annotation of a GenBank genome assembly.
AUGUGGUUUCAUCCGUACUACCUCUAUGGGGACCCGGCGUACGGUAUAAGCAACCAUUUAAUCUGUCCUUUCAGCGCGUCUAGUGUCGGCCCUCUCACGCCAGAGAUGGCCGACUUCAACAAGCGUAUGAGCGCCUGCCGCGUGAUCUGGCACUCGUGCCUGAACGGAGGCAACGAGAUUUCGCAGUACUUUGGGGUAGCCCCGCCUUCUUUCGAGAAGUACCUUGGUGUGUAGGGGGGUAGGCAAGUGACGUAUCGAGCUGCAUGCCUUCGGGCAAGAUGCGGGCUUGUUUUUUUUUGGCACGUUCUACUGAAUACCACCCGUUUACGUCCUGCAACUUAAUACAUUUUCUUGUUGUCGGCAACAGGCACCCUAGAAAUAGCGUGGCAACCGUUGCGUCUUGCGCGUUUUUUUCUG